AUGCUCUUCUCCGCCCUUGCCCUCGUCCUCGGCCUCCUCCCCUCGGCCUUCGCCCAGUUCUCGCCGGCCUGCGCGGCGCAGUGCUCGCCCGUUGAGGCGUACCUUAACAACUGCGGCACCCUCCCUACCCCGGCCGAGGGCCUCGCCUGCAUCCGCGCCAUCUGCACCGCGACUACCCUGGAUGAGUGCGUCGCCUGCUCGGCCCCCGCCACCGGCUUCCCUCCCGAGCAGUACUACGGCAUGUUCGGAUGCCCCGUGCCCACGCCCACCCCCAGCACGACUAGCACGCAGCCCAGCGCUACCUGCGGCCGUCCCGGCAAGGGUCACGGCAAAGGCCACGGUAAGGGCAAGGGCAAGGGCCAUGGCAAGCACGGCGACGGUGACGACAGCGAGGACGAGGACUAA
Molecule: messenger RNA, 405 nt
Organism: Cutaneotrichosporon oleaginosum
Lineage: Eukaryota; Fungi; Basidiomycota; Tremellomycetes; Trichosporonales; Trichosporonaceae
Source: RefSeq, a predicted model, not a curated record